AUGGCACAACGUCUGCGUUUGUACUUUGGCUCUGGCCGAAGCAACACAGCCCCGGAGAUACUGGAGGGAGACGCCGAGGAGCUUCGGGAAAACGGAGGGGUGGUGCCGACGCUCGGCACGCGCCCUCCUGCCAUGUCGAGGCCUUCUCAGGACUCUGCUGCGCAGCGCGUCCCAUCAGCUGGAUCUGGUCGUCACGCGGAGCCCUCGCUGAAACGCAGCUCCUCGAUGUUCAUACCCCAGCUCUCCACCUGUGCCGAGCCGCGGCCGACUAAGAGCUCGUCCAUGCACAUCUCGCUUCAGCGGGCCAACGGAUCCAAUAAUGGAGAUUGCGGUGGACACGCUCACGACGUCCCGCCGCCCUGCUACUCUCCUCCUGGACCCGCGCCUCCAUACACUGAGCCCCAAACUCAAGCAGACUUUCCACGACAGCCGCCUCCGCCGUACAGCCCGUAUUCUUUAAACCCCCAAUCUCCUCUGACAGAGCCAAACCUUCCAAAACCCAGAGUCUUCAGCAUCGGUUCCAGCGGCCGUACGAAAUUCAGCCGGGGCAAAACCAGCGUCACUGUCGGGGCCAUCUGUAUCCAGAGGGAUUCACCUGACAGCUCUGAUAUCCAGCAUUUUAGGAUUCUGCCCUACGGUGGCGCUGGCUGGUCGCCACAGCAGCAGAGACCGGAGCAGUCUUUUGGUGUUAACGAUGCACAUCAGAGACUCGUUUUUCAGCUUCACCAGAACCAGGACCAGAACCUGGGCCGACAGCAGGCUGCUGGAUUCCAGGAAGAACAUGGCAGCUCACGAGCUUUCCAGACAGUGCGCUACCCCAGAAUUCAACUGCAGAGAAGCUCGUCUCAUCAGAGCCUUCUGCGGGAAAAUAAACAUCCGAAAAACGGCGCAGACUUCCAGACUAUAGACGAAGAUCAAACAAAUAUUUCGUCGGAGGCAAAAAACAGAUCCAAUGGUUGUACUUUUAAGAUCAGUGGGGAAACCCCGAGGGGGCAGCCACAUUUCAAGAUAUACUUUACUCCGGGUGGAGGUGGAAAUCAGGAUGUUGGCCUUGGCAGUGACUCAACUGCAAAUACACCCAAGGCUUCUUCCAAGAAUGGGCUUUUCCAUCUCGGACAGACCAGAGAUGAUUUCCUGGGGCAAGUUGAUGUUCCUCUCAGUCAUCUACCGACAGAGGACCCCUCCAUGGAGCGUCCAUACACAUUUAAAGACUUCCUGUUGCGGCCGAGAAGUCACAAAUCCAGGGUGAAGGGUUACUUGCGUCUGAAGAUGGCUUAUUUGCCCAAACAAGGAGGACAUGAGGAGGAGGCUGGAGAGAUGAGGGAGGAGGCUGAGGGUUGGGAUGAGUCUGCAGACUCGGGUUCCCAGAGACCCCAGCAGCUGCUGCCCCCUUUGCCUCCUGGCUGGGAAGAAAAGGUUGACAACCUUGGGCGCACCUACUACGUCAACCACAACAAUCGCUCUACACAGUGGAAACGGCCGUCCAACAUGGAUGUGAUCUCUGAGAUUGAGAGUGACAAUCAACAGCGGCAAAUCCAUCAGGAAGCCCAUCGCGUUUUCCGUGCGAGGCGCCAUAUCAGCGAGGACCUAGAGAAUGAGCACCUGGAGCCCAGGGACAUAGACAAUUCCUGGGAGCUGAUCACUGAAGAGGAUCCCAAUGACAGCUUGGCCCAGUCUCUGCCCGGUCCCUCCUCUGUUUUGACACCGCUGCACCCGCCAACACCUGUCACUCAGGAGUUGUCUGAGGAUUUAAAUUUGAGGCUGUCCAUCACUCCUGAUACCAACGGCGACCUGCCAGGACCUAGCUCAGCUAUGAGCCAGCUGUCUAACAGACUCCGUUCUUCAAGUAUGACAGAUGGCGUCAGUGAUCAAGCCCAGGCUCCACCUCUCAUGCAGAGUUCCCAGACCAGAAGAACAAGAGCUCAAACAGUCUCAGGUGGUGAGGAGUCAAUGUCUCCCUCGGCAGCUGCUUACACCUUGACCACCCCUGGCUUGCCCCCUGGAUGGGAGGAGAGGAAGGAUGCCAAGGGAAGAACUUAUUACGUCAACCAUAACAACCGCACCACUACUUGGACUAGGCCAAUUGUGCAGGUACAGCAGCUGACUGAAGACGGAGCCGGCACCUCAGCAGCAGCAGCAGCUUCAGCAGGAUCCCCAGCCCCUGCUUCUACCCCUUCCUCCUCCUCCAAUGCCUCCAACAACCAACUCCAUGAGCCCCAAGUCCGACGACCUCGUAGCCUCAGCUCCCCCACUGUGACCCUUUCCGCCCCCUUGGAGGGAGCCAACAACAUCCAGGUGCGGAGGGCUGUGAAAGACACUCUCUCCAAUCCGCAGUCUCCCCAGCUGUCCCCCUACAGUUCCCCCAAAUCGCAGCACAAGACACAGCAGAGCUUCCUGCCUCCCGGCUGGGAGAUGAGGAUAGCCCCAAAUGGCCGGCCAUUUUUCAUCGACCACAACAGCAGAACCACCACCUGGGAGGAUCCCAGGUUGAAAUACCCAGUCCAUAUGAGGAAUAAGAACUCUAUGGAGCCUGGUGACCUUGGUCCUCUUCCGCCGGGGUGGGAAGAAAGGGUUCACACGGAUGGCCGCACCUUCUACAUUGACCACAACACUAAGACCACACAGUGGGAGGACCCUCGUCUACAAAGUCCAGCUAUCACAGGACCUGCUGUUCCUUACUCCAGAGAGUUCAAGCAGAAAUACGACUACUUCAGGAAAAAGUUAAAGAAACCGGCUGACAUCCCCAACCGAUUUGAAAUGAAGCUCCACAGGAAUAACAUCUUUGAAGAGUCCUACCGUCGAAUCAUGUCUGUAAAAAGGCCAGAUGUUUUGAAGGCACGGCUAUGGAUUGAGUUUGAAUCGGAGAAAGGAUUGGACUACGGCGGCGUGGCCAGAGAGUGGUUCUUCCUCUUAUCUAAGGAGAUGUUUAACCCCUACUAUGGCCUGUUCGAGUACUCUGCCACGGACAACUACACUCUUCAAAUCAAUCCCAACUCUGGACUGUGUAAUGAGGAUCACCUCUCCUAUUUCAAAUUCAUCGGGCGUGUGGCAGGAAUGGCCGUGUAUCAUGGAAAACUGCUGGAUGGUUUUUUCAUCCGACCAUUCUACAAGAUGAUGCUGGGAAAACAGAUUUCUCUUAAGGACAUGGAAUCUGUGGACAGUGAAUACUACAACUCUCUUAAGUGGAUUCUGGAGAAUGACCCCACUGAGCUGGACCUCAGGUUUUGUAUUGAUGAGGACAACUUUGGACAGACAUACCAGGUAGAUCUGAAGCCCAGUGGUUCCGACAUGGUGGUCACCAACGAGAACAAGCAGGAAUACAUAGACCUGGUCAUACAGUGGAGGUUUGUCAAUCGGGUCCAGAAGCAAAUGAACGCCUUCUUGGAGGGCUUCACUGAGCUCAUUCUCAUAGAUCUAAUCAAGAUCUUUGAUGAAAACGAACUUGAGCUGCUCAUGUGCGGACUAGGUGAUGUCGACGUCAACGACUGGAGACAACACACUGUUUACAAGAACGGCUACUGUCCCAACCACCCGGUUAUCCAGUGGUUCUGGAAGGUCGUUCUGUUUAUGGAUGCCGAGAAGAGAAUCCGACUUCUCCAAUUUGUUACCGGAACAUCACGAGUGCCCAUGAAUGGCUUUGCUGAGCUUUAUGGCUCUAAUGGUCCUCAGCUUUUCACAAUCGAGCAGUGGGGAACUCCAGAUAAGUUGCCUAGAGCCCACACAUGUUUCAACCGCCUCGAUCUUCCCGCCUACGAAUCAUUCGAGGACCUGAGGGAGAAACUCCUGAUGGCCGUGGAGAAUGCUCAGGGGUUCGAGGGGGUCGACUAAAACGGCAGCCUCUAACCGCGUUCAGCUAUGAAGUUAAAGGAAAGGCCACGGGGACAUCAAAGCAGCUGCUGUAGCAGUUCUGUGCAAGCAUGUUGUACUGUAACGCCUGACAAUGAGCCACCCUCACAGCACGGUGGUCUGAGACUGUACAGCGACUUUUCGAGCCAAUAUGCCUACGUCUUUAUAUCUCUUCAGUGUGGUUAGGUCACUCCUUUGAGGUGCUGGGGUAAAAAAAAAAAAAAAAAAGGAGGGUUGCACUGAAUAAAUGCUGAAAUCUUUUAACCACAGGCAUGAGCGAUGAAGACAGGAGUUGAGCCCUGUUCUUACAUUUCUUUCCCCUCGGCACUCCUGUUGUGAAAAUCUACAGUGCUGGAAAACACUAAUGCAUUUCAAUAGGUCCUGUAUGUGCACCGUAUUCGAGCACCCUCCACGGGAGGGGAAUUAGCAUGGCCUUAACUGGCUCCUACAUGCACUAUUUCUCUCUUAGAAACAGCAAUGGCGCUAUCAUCAGAACUCUUUCAAAUCUUUAGACCAACACCAGAUUACCUUAGGAAUGCUAGCCAAUCACAUUUCAGGAAAUCGGCCACACUCCUCCGUAGAGCCUUGUCCGUGUCGUGUGAUCAGAAAUUGCCGCUGCAGCCUUUGAAGUAAUUUUCUUUUUGAAAUUUUUGCCAGUGAUAAAGAUUAAGUCAUGGGGAAUAAAAAAAUCCCCAAAUAUCCAUUUCUUUUCCUUUUUUUUCUUUUUUUAAACAAAAAUAUAAUUUGUUGUCCUAGAACAUAUUUUCUUUUACUAAUAAUUUGUAUAACCUGCAGGAAAGUACUGACUGUAUUUGUACCGAUGAGCAGCAUUCUUUACUGUUUUGACAACUAUAUAUGACAUGUGAAGUACAAAUCUGGCUUGUCUGGGAAAUGAUUUAUGCAUAUCAUGUGUUAUGGUGAUAGCAAAUGUGUUGACUACAGUGGUUUUUAUUGUAGUGCUUUAAAAGCAGCAUGGAACUAUAUCUUGUGUUUGCUUGGACUACAUACUAAUUGGAAGUGUAAUUGGGCCCUGAGGUUGUGAAGGGAAAGUAAAACUGAGGAUAGUUUCUCUGAUUACAUUGUUAUUCUCAUGCCUGUUGCUGUUCAUAAUGCUGUAAAUUGUUCUUUGGAGGGGAGGCAUUUGCAUUUUAAGUUCUUUCAUGAUAUAUAAAUAUAUGUAUGUAUUACAUUUAACAGAAGUAUUACUGAUCGACACUAAAAUGAAGCUGUAUGUGUGUGUGUUUGAGAGGAAAGCUGUGAUGUGUGCCACAGAAUAUAAAGCAGCACGUUUCUUACAAAGAGAAAAUUGCGUUCUUUUUUUAAAUGUUCUUUCUCUCCUUUUUCUAACACCAUUGAACCUAAAGGGCACUUUAAUAGAUCAUCAUGUCGCCUGAUGUUUGUCUUGUCAUUUACUUGAAUGUGAUUCUUUAUUUUUUCCAUUCAGCACUUACUUGGUGCAAUAUGAAUAGUCUGUAAAUCUGGGCUGCUGCUAAGAUUGAAAAAGAAGUUGAAGAAGAAGAAGUUGAAACUUCAUGUCCUUUAGUUUACUCGGUUUCAACUCUUUUGACCUCUUUCUCUGUAUUUAUCUCCCUUGUGUCUCUUAUCCUUUGUGAUCUCACCAUUUUACUGAACUCUGCAGAUUAGUCUUUAUUUUUUAGCAGGUUUUCUUCUUUCUUUCUUUUUUUUUUUUAAUGAAUGAACAGAGAUAUGACUUUUGUUAACAAUUCCACUUCUUUCUGCAAGUCUUUGUGGUUCAUUUCAGUUAAAUAAAAUUAAACUUCUCAGACUGUGUUGUUUUAGUGAAUUUAGGCCUGCCUUUCUCAUGUGCAAAUCUGGAAUAGUUGAAAUUUCAAUCAGACCCGUACUUAAACAGAUUUUUUUUCAACGCACAGGAAUGUCAGUUUUAACCUGCGUGACACCCACAUAUUACUCAUUCCAACAUUUAUUUUCUACAAUAAACCAAUCUUACUUCAC
Menidia menidia (Atlantic silverside) is the source of this 5820-nucleotide messenger RNA. The record is from the annotation of a GenBank genome assembly. Lineage: Eukaryota; Metazoa; Chordata; Actinopteri; Atheriniformes; Atherinopsidae.